AGAUUCUUCCAACUGAUCACACCGCACACAAACACACUUCACACACUCUCUCUUUGGAGUUCCAUCUACUGUUCAUCACACUGCAGCUCUAUAUAAACCUCUUUCAUUUUGAUCACCUCACUCACAAUUACCAUCACUCUUUCUCUCUGUGUUCCUCGCUCGUUUACACACCCUCCAACCUUCAACUUUCAGCUUUUUUUAAUCACCCUCUCCUUUCCAAAUGGCCAGUGUUGAGGUUGCACAGCAAGCACCAGCAACAGUGCAAGAUACUGAAACAACCGAGGUGAGCAAGACCGUGGAAACAACCCCGGAAGAAGUAGUCAGUGAGGUUCCUGCCACAGAACCACCAGCUGCUGAGGUUGCUGCCCCAGAACAACCAGCCGAUGAGGUUCCUGCCCCAGAAUCAACCACCGAAGAAGCAAAGAAGGAAACCACCGAAGCAGCAGCAGAAACAACAACUACAGAAGAAACCCCAGACGAAACAGAAAACCAAGUUCCAGAUGAAGUUGUGAGUGAGGAGAGAGAGACAAAGGAGACAGAGGAAGCGGUGGCAGAAGAAGAGAAGUCAGCAGAAGAGAAAAGUGACGAAGUGAAAGAAGAGGCAACAGCAGAGGAGACGAAAGCAAGUACUGAAACAGAAGCAGCAACCACAAAUGAAGAGAACAAAGCCGGUGAGGCAGUGGAAGAGGUUCCUGUUGUUGAGAAGACUGAAGCUUAGACCUAUGGACACUGUGAGUAAGAAAAGAAGUUUAAAUGGUCCUACUUGUGGGGAUCGGUUCUACCAUUUUGCAUGCCAAGUUGAAAAGCUUUCUCCUAUUAUAUUUCUUUAGUUUUAUAUUAUUAUUAUAUUAUGAUGGUUGUAUGGAGGGUAUACCUACGUGUAAGCACGACACUUGGCUCCACAUCAGCAUGCUUGGCAAGGGAUGACAUGGAAAAUUUUACGACUCGUGUGUUGAAUUUAGCUAAGCUGCUGGUGCGGGAGCUUAGGAGUGAUGUUUAUUGGCUGGGUUAAAUGAGUUUGUGAUGGUGUGUUAUUGUGUUUCUUUAGGUUUGAAUAAAUAAUAUUUACUUUAUAAGUUA
Vigna unguiculata (cowpea) is the source of this 1080-nucleotide messenger RNA. Its product is annotated as Vacuolar calcium-binding protein-like protein. Lineage: Eukaryota; Viridiplantae; Streptophyta; Magnoliopsida; Fabales; Fabaceae. The record is from RefSeq and is a predicted model, not a curated record.